AUGAACUACCUUCUAUUCUUUCUACUGGUUUCUUUAGUUAAUUGUAAAGGUUGUAAAGAUCAAUGUGAAUGUCCGGAUCUCCUCGAUAAACUCACUUUUGAUAGAGACAACGUUUUGUAUACUGAAGAAGCGGGAUGUGUCAGAAACAUCACUUGUAAGACUGAUGUCACGACCUGGGUAGGAUUUAGCUUCAACAAAACAGAAAUUUCUCGCCCUGAUGAUGCUCCCGAUUUCGCAAUAGCCAAUACUUUAAAUGACGAGGUACCAACAGGACCCAAUAUAAACCUAUUCGAAUUUUUUGGAAUGAUUUGCGAGAAUAAGGAAUGGUCUAACUUCGAAAUCCCGCCGGAGACCUAUGACCACUCUGACGGUGUCGAUAUCAUUCGGGAAUCUGAUGGAUUAUUGGCCACUAUCAAGAUUAAUAAAAGCGAAGUUUUGUAUACUGAAGAAGCGGGAUGUUUUAGAAACAUCACUUGUCUGACUUAUGAGUGGACAUGGGUGAGAUUUAAUUACAACGAGACAGAAAUCGCUCGCCCUGUUAAUGCUACUUAUUGGGGAGCUGCCGAAACUAUAGAUACAACUAUCCCCGCGGAACCACAAAAAUCGAUUGUAAACCUAUUCGAAUUUUUUGGAAUGGUUUGUGAGAAUAAUGAGUGGUAUAUCACGAAAUACCCGCACGGAUUUUCUUAUUCAAAACCGAUUGGAAACGAGAAUUACGUAUACCAGAUGAAAAACAACAACGGAGAACUUGAUGGGAAAAAGAGUAAAGUUUUCGAGUGGGCUUGCAUGCCUCCAUCGUGGUGUGAAUGUCCGGAUCUCCUCGAUAAACUUCAAUGGCCAGAUAGAAGCAUAAUGUUGUAUACUGAAGAAGCGGGAUGUGUCAGAAAUCUCACUUGUGAGACUGAUGCCUCGACCUGGGUGAAUUUUCUCUUCAACGAAACAGAAAUCUCUCGUCCUGAUAAUGCUCGCAAUGACGGAAUGGCCCCAACUUCCGAAAAUUCCGAUGAAACAAUAGAAAUUGUAAACAUAUUCCAAUAUUUUGGAAUGAUUUGUGAGAAUAAUGAAUGGUAUAUUACAAAAUACCCGAGGGGAAUUCUUUAUGGAUCUACCACUAUUGGAGAGAAAUUUGUAAUGGGAACCAACGGAGAACUGGACGGGAAAAAGAGCAAAAUUGAUAGAUUUGGGUGCAUACCUCCAGGAUAUUAUUCGUAA
Messenger RNA from Caenorhabditis remanei, 1212 nucleotides. RefSeq lists its product as uncharacterized. NCBI's taxonomy places the organism in Eukaryota, Metazoa, Nematoda, Chromadorea, Rhabditida, Rhabditidae. The coding region runs from base 1 to 1212 and encodes 403 amino acids. The record is from RefSeq and is a predicted model, not a curated record. The transcript has 10 exons.